Camelina sativa (false flax) is the source of this 425-nucleotide messenger RNA. Lineage: Eukaryota; Viridiplantae; Streptophyta; Magnoliopsida; Brassicales; Brassicaceae. The record is from RefSeq and is a predicted model, not a curated record.
AUAGAGGAGAACAUAGAGGAGUUCUGCAAGAAGCUGAUGGGAAAGGCUGGUGAUGAGUCGAUGGAGUUCAAUGACAUGUUCUGGGCUGUUCAUCCAGGGGGACCUGCGAUUCUGAACCGUCUGGAGACAAAACUAAAGCUGGAGAGAGAGAAGCUGGAGAGCAGCAGAAGGGCGUUGGUGAAUUACGGGAACGUGAGCAGCAACACGAUACUGUAUGUGAUGGAGUAUAUGAGAGAUGAGCUGAAGAAGAAAGGCGAGGCCGCACAAGAGUGGGGACUUGGCUUAGCAUUCGGACCUGGAAUCACCUUCGAAGGCCUUCUCAUCCGCAGCCUCACCUCUCCCUGAGUAAUUGUGGCGAAACAAAAUACAUAUAGAUAUGGAAUUUUACAUUUGGUUACAUAUAUAAACUUAUUGUAAGCAUGAAA